Cuscuta campestris is the source of this 1701-nucleotide messenger RNA. The record is from the annotation of a GenBank genome assembly. Lineage: Eukaryota; Viridiplantae; Streptophyta; Magnoliopsida; Solanales; Convolvulaceae.
ACGAAUUAUUCAAUUUGGAAAAUUCGUAUUGAGGAUUAUUUAUGCUCUAAAGAUUUGCUUGACCCAAUUUUGUAUAAAGAACGUCCAACAGGUGUUGAUGAGAAAGCUUGGACUACCUUGAACCGGAAAGCUAUUGCAUCAAUCCGACAAUAUGUUUCUUUAAGUGUGUUGCAACAUGUUGCUAAUGAAACCAAUGCUUUUGAGAUGUGGAAGAAACUUGAAUCCAUGUACGAGAGGAACAAUGCUAUGGGAAAAGCUUCUUUGAUUAGGAAGCUUGUUAAAUUGCAAUACAAAGACAGUGAUAGCAUUGUAGUUCACAUGAACGAGUUUCAAGGUGUGGUAAACCAACUAGCCAGAAUGAAGAUGAAGUUGGAGGAUGAACUUCAAGCCUUGUUGUUGCUUUCCUCAUUGCCCGACAGUUGGGAUACAUUGGUGGUUUCACUUAGCAACUCUGCUCCGGAUGGCAAGAUGACUAUGGAGAUGGUCAAGGCUAGUCUUUUGAAUGAAGAGGCUAGGAGGAAAGAAUCAGGUUACCCUAGCCAAGCCGAAGCAAAUAAGCCAGAAGAGAAGAACACUACAGCCUUGGCAUCUAAUGAUGAUGAUUUGUUUGUUAUCGGUGAUCAUGGACUAUUAAAUGUAGCCUGUGAUGACUGCACCUGGGUGAUUGAUUCUGGUGCAUCUUAUCAUAUUACUUCACACAGGGAGUACUUCUCAUCCUAUACUAGUGGUGAUUUUGGCCAUGUGAGGAUGGGAAAUGAUGGUUCGUCCAAGAUCGUCAGUAUGGGUGAUGUUUGUUUAGAGACUUCCACUGGUUGCAGGUUAGUGCUCAGGGAUGUGAGGCACGUCCCAGAUAUCAGAUUGAGUUUGAUUUCAGUUGGUCUGCUUGAUGAUGAAGGUUAUGCCAACAAGUUUUGUGAUGGAAGAUGGAAACUCUCCAAGGGUAGUUUGAUUAUGGCUCGAGGUGAUGUUCCUCAGAGAGUUUGGUCAGGGAAAGAUGUCUCCUAUAAGCAUUUGUUGAUCCAGGCAAAUCCUUCUCCAUGCAUCACAGUUGAUCCAGUUCCAUCUCUUCCUCCUGUUGUAGUCCCUCAAGAUCAUGGGGGAGAUAUGCAUGAUCAUACAGUUGAGUCUCCUACAGAUGACCAUCAUGAUGAUGAUAAUCAUGAUGAUGGUGGUGACGGUGUUCCAGAGUCACAACCACACUCAGAGCCACCACCAGCACCUCAGUUGAGAAGAUCCACCAGAGUCAGAAAACCUUCCACAAGACUUUCGGAGGCUGAUUUUGUCCCAAAUAUUUUUUGGUGGCCCAUCUUGUGUGGCUACUAACUAAAAGAAAAUAAAAAGAGAAAGAGAUAAGGCAGCAACUUGAGGAGGAGAAGGCAGUAGCUUAACGCAGGAAAGAAGGAGAAAAAGGAAUUCUCGCCACACUGUGCAGCAGCCAUUUUUCACCUCCAGAUCGAAGGCCAAACGAAGUCGGAUCGUACUCAAAUUUUAGUAUGUUGUUCCUCACAUACUCCUCUUCAAAUCCAACGGUCAGAUUCUCAUUUUGAUGCCCGGAAGGCUGUUUUCUAGCUACGUUUUCAGACCUGCGUUUUUGGGAGUUUUUAUUCCAUUUUAUGGUAAACUGUUGAUUGUUGUUGUUCCAAGGUUGCUCCUUGAUGAUUGUGUAUGCCUCUAGUGUUUACUAGAGAGGAGAACUUGUUG